GUUGUCUGGCUUUGUGCGUGGACAACAUGCAGCAAGUGCAGGAGCUGACACCGCUGGAGAAAGUUGAGAUGUGCUUCACCGUCUUCUGUUUCCUCAAAGACUCCAGCGAUAAAUCCAGGGUCUUGCUGGAUGAGUUCCGAUCCUGCCAGGGUUAUAUCUUCCUGGCUGACUUCGUCUUGAAAUUGGAGUCAAUGGGCGACCAGGAAUCUGUCCACUCGUUAAGGAACCUUGUCCUCCUCAUCUCCUCGCUCACUCAGUGUGGCUACAGCGAGCUGAGGCCCAACUCGGCCAUCUACGAAGCGCCAUUCCAGGUCCAAGGGUUCACGCUACCACAGCCGAGCGGAAAUGGUAAUAGUGUCAGAAAUCUUCAAGCAUUCCAAGUUCUACAGACGAUAUUCUUAAAGGCCAACACGCGCAGCCUGUGCUCUGUCAUUCUGGAGGUCAUCACCAACAUCUACAACUCGGACAAUGCCAACUACUUCAUCCUGGAGCCGCAACACACGAUGUCGCAGUUCAUCGACCGCGCCACCACCAAGUCGGCCGAGAUCCAGCUCAAGAUCUUCGAGCUCUUGGAGUUUGUCGUCUUCAACCUGAACUUUGUCCCAUACAAGGAGCUGAGCAGCGUUAGUCUCCUGAUCAAGGCUGGAAGUGAUGUCGGCUGCCUGAUCCGCGCCAUUAAAUGCCUCCUUCGGAUCCUACGUCACAGCGGUGUCUACAAGGAUGUGUACAGGGAGGUAGGCUUGCUUGCCGUCAUGGUAACGUGCCUGCAUCGCUACGCCGCAUCACUCAAGGAUAACCAGCCAGACAACAAAGAGGACAUAUGUUCGGUGCCCGAGGUAGAUGUCCCUGAGCUGGAUGAAGAGCUUGCUUUCCUUGUGAUGGACUGUCUGACGCUGUUGCUGCACGAUAACAACGACAAUGCAACUGUGUUUCGUGAGUACGGCGGUGCCCGGUGCUCACACAACCUAGGUCCCUACAUCCAGUGCAGGCAGCAUGCCCUGGCCAUCGUACAGCAGCUGAUCCUAAGCAAGGACGGUGAGGACGACAUGGGCACGUUACUGGGGCUCAUGAACUCCACGCCGGCCAGUCAGUUACAGCUCAAGACGGAUAUCCUACAGUCGUUACUGAAUGUUCUGAGGGACAGCCACCGCUCCAGGACGGUGUUCCGCAAAGUCGGGGGCUUUGUGUACGUUACCACGGUGCUGGUUGCCAUGGAAGCAAGUCUGAGUGACAGCCUCAGAGAACCGUGGGAUACAGCCCCCAAGGACCAAGUCUUCACCCUCCUCCACGUGGUGUUCCAGACCCUCGCAGCUGCUAUGAGACAGGAGCCAGCCAACGCCAAAUUCUUUGCCUCGGAGAUUCGCUAUGAAACUUUGACCGAGGAAAUCAGACGUCUCGGCUGUUUCAGUGACGUCACAGAACUGCUCCCCCAGGCUCACUGCCCGGCAGUGAGCAACGAUGGCUCGUCAAACACAGAACCAUUCCACAACCUCUUCGAUAUUGGCGGCAAUCCCGACCACAUUUCCGAUGGCCUGAGAUCCUCUUGUCUACUACUCAGAUGCCUGUACGACACUGCCAUUGAUGCUUUCAGCAGCAAAUCAGCACAGACGCCCAUCAAUUCCCCAGCGUCCAGCCACCACGUUCACGACGCCUUCACCCCUCUGCCAACCCCGCCCUCCUCCCCUGGCAAACCCCGGUCCACCGUCCGCAGGUUAUCGCCGCGUUCGGCGGGGGCUUCCCCACCCAGUGCGUCAUCCCCUCUGUCGCCAUCGGCCCCACCCCCGCCCAACCACCCGACCAUCGUGCAUCCCGGAGCCGUGCUGGCGUUGUUGGACCUGCUGCCGUCGGUGCAGUGUGAGAGAGAUCGAAAGUUGGCCCUCCGUCUACAAAUGCACAUAGCCGACGUGAUCCAGGAUCUGGUCAAGAGUGAACGCAAUCAGCAGGUCAUGUGUGAGAACGGCCUGCCGCAGAGGUUACUGCAUCUAGCGUCUGCUGCCCUCGCUGACGAGGAGCAUCCACUGCAUAGUAACCUACAACACAUGCUGGAGAGGCUGGCCUCGCAGGCACUGGAACCCAAAGAUCUAAGGGAUUUCUUGAGGCUUGGCAGUCCCCUCAACUGCAAACCAUUAGACGAAUGCCCCAACCCAGCCAGCCAGUCUGGCUACCUAGACAUCCCCGUCAGUGCAAUAUCUAACGUGAACGCGGGCAACCCGAGCGCCACCGGCCCAGCUACCAUCAUCACCCCGGAGCAAUUUUCAUUCCCCGCAGUCUCGCCGGAUAUGUCCGACACGAACAGCGCCACCUCGGAACUCUCGGGCAAAUGCUCGUGCAAUCUGUGCACCACGCAGGGCAGCGUGGUUCCGCUGACCCGGGUCAAGUGUCUGGUCUCCAUGACCACGCCCCGGGACGUCCGGCUGAACAGCACGUCGGUCACGCCGGCGUUUGCGGAGUUUGACAUGAGCGCCGAGGGCUACGGAUGCCUGUACCUGCCCAGCAUCGCCCCGCAGUCCACGCCGUCCCAGACGGUGGUCAGCGUAGGAAUGGCCACAACCGGUGAUUCAGCUAAUAUCAGCGGAGUUGGAACAGGAGAGAGAGCAUUCCCGCCCCAGACCGGCCUGACCUACUCCGUCUGGUUCUGCGUCGACCGUUACUGCACGCUGGACACCAGCACGCACCCGGUACGCCUACUGACCAUCGUGCGGAACGCCAUCAGUACCGAGAACCACUCGACGUGUCUCCGGAUCAGCAUCGAGGGGCCCGAGAGGAAACUGGUCAUUAAUACGUCCGAGGAACCUCUAUCGAAAGCUGAUGACAGGCCAGACAACGACCCAUCGGCUGUGAGGGUGUUCUGCCCUGAGCUGGCCCAGGAAGGCAAGUGGCAUCAUCUGGGAGUGGUGUUUAACAAAGCCGUGCUCAAGAACAGCUCAGUAUCGCUGUAUGUGGACGGGACGCAUAUACACUCGCACAAGAUGCCGUACAUCCAGACCCACCUGCCCGGAACCACCAGCUCCCCGACCAACCUGACCUCCGUCUACGCCUACGUCGGCACCCUGGCCCCCCAGAAGAGCUUGUCUCGGUUGCUAUGGCGACUGGGCCCCACCCACCUCUUUGAGGACCCCCUGGCGGCGUCAACACUUUGUGCAAUCUACCUGCUUGGACCUACCAACGUUGGGAGCUUUCAGGCUCCGAGGCAGGAGGAAUUCAGUUCAGUGAGGGUUGACCUGUCGGCACUUCAGAUCCCAGAGGAGAAGAUCGUCAUCGGCAUCCACGCCCACGCCCUCUCAGUACUGACCAUCUCCAAGAUCAGGAAGACGUUCAACAAGUUUGACAGCAAGUCUGUGGCUAAGCAGUUGGGCCUGUCCACCCACGAGAACUCCACCCCAAUCCGCAUCAUCCACAACUCGGCGUGUCACCUCAGCGGAAGCGGACGGUCGUUCGGGGCAGUUCUCAUCGGAAACAUUGGUGUGAGAACUUUCUGCCCCAAACCAGUAGCCAGUACCCUUGAGAACAUCGGCGGGUCGGCCCCGCUGCUAGGCCUGAUAGCCAUGUCCACGGACGUCGAGGGGCUGUACGCGGCGGUCAAGGCGCUUGUCUGCGUGGUCAAGAACAACAGUCCGGCCAUGGCCGAAAUGGAACGGACAAGAGGAUAUCAGAUUCUUGCCUUCCUGCUGAAGAAGAAGAAGCAUCUGUUGAACAGCCACAUCCUUCACCUGACAUUCUCGCUGGUUGGAACCAUCGACAGCGGCCGGGAGACCACCAUCAUCCCUCACAGGACGGCGUUUGAAGACCUACUGUGUGACUUGGAGGUCUGGCACAAUGCCCCUUACGACCUCCAGCGCUCCCUCUAUGAUCACUUCUACGAGCUCCUGACGGACUCCAGCGAGGCCGACAAGAACCGUAAGAUGAUGCGACAGCUGCGCAUGGUCAACCGGCUACUGUACAUGCUCCAUGACCCCACCUUGACCCACGCAACCAUCCAGUCCAUCGCUAACCUGAUCAGCGUCAUGCUGCAAGGCGGGUCCAGCAGCGCGGACUUGCUGUCAGUUGGUCAGUUUUUGGCGUCCACCUUGCCCAACCUGUCCGCCGAUGAGAGGAUGGUUACACUGGAUGAACUCCAAUGUCUGGUCUCGGACACUGACUCCCAGAAAGGAAGCAGGGACAACGAGAGCAUGUCUGAAGACUGGACAGGCACCAUAUCCCCUCACAACAUCCACCUGAGGAAUGUUCUUAUGGAUGUCAUCCUCAAACUGCUCUUCACGCCGAACACGCACAACGCCAGUCCAAGCAUGUGCGAGGAGAUCUUGAAAAUCCUGGGCUACGAUUGGCUGCUGCUGUUCCUGCAGAGCCACGUACACGCCACUACGGUCAUCAUGGGACUGCGUAUCCUAGUAACCAUGCUGUACAGCCAAUCAGCGAUCAGCAAGUUCCGGGACGGGACUUUCGGUGGCGGCUGGCUGGACAAGACGGAAGCUGUGCUGCAGAAUAGGAUGGGUGUGGUGCUAGGUUUCAAUCUGGGCAAGGGCAAAAAGGGACUGCAGAACCGCGAGAUCAACCAGGAGACGUGCCACAUGCCGGGCUUCACGGUGCUCCAGUGGCUACUGCCGAGGCACGCCAGCGUACCAGGGAUCUACUUCCUCCUGAUGGCCAUGUCAUUGGGUCAGCAAGUCAGAGAACUCCCUGAAAACUGUCAGCUGGAUUUGAAUUCCAUGUGGCAGUUCAUCUUCGGCAUUCCUACCAACCAGCCCCUCUCUGGCCGUGUGGCUACCAACAUCUGCACCGAUGCCAUCCUGGUCAUACUGGCUCAGAUCAGAGCAAUGCUCAACCACACCAUUGACCCAGACGAGGAUAUUCCAUGGAUCCAGGAGUACCCAGUGACGCUCAUUCAGUUCCUGCUCUACCUGUAUCACAACGUCCCUGAGUUCAAACCGGUCUGCAUGAGUGCGCCGUUCCUGUGCGGUCUAGCGUCGACCAUGUUCCCGUAUACUGCCAACACUGAACAGGACUAUAUCCAUGUUGAGGAAUAUGUCAUAGUGCCGAGUGAAGACAGCAGUGAAUUAUCCUCGCCAUCUGAAGAGAUCAAAUACCUGCCUGGAUUGGGCAUACCUGUCUUCGGGAUAAAGAGCCCUGACAGAUAUUCAAAUCAAUCAGGCAAUCUGGCCAACCAUCCCGGCAGGCGCUACGUCAUGGACUUCCUACGAGUCAUCGUCAUGGACAGUUUGUCUCUCCCUGCUCCGAGCAAAACUCCACCGGUCUUGGAUCUUCUUCUGGAGGCGUCCCCGGUUCGAGCCUCGCCGGCCCAGACCAGCGAGUUCCAGACGGAGGUCCUGGCCAAUCUGAUGGAGCGGCUGGUGGCCGGCGACGUCUUGCUGGAGAAGGAGGGCGCACUCGCCAUAGCGGCGGGAGGCAGCUUCAACAACCUCAUCAACAAUGUAUUCUAUCUGAGCUCCAGGGUCGUGGAUAAACUCUGGCAGGGUGUUUUCAACCACAAGUCGAAGGAUGUGUUUGAGUUUGUGGUACAGCUUAUCAACCAGGCCAAAAGGAGAGGUUCACAUGGCAUACCAUGGGACACCAUCUAUCACUGUAUGAACAGAACUGUGCUGUACCAGCUGUCGAGACCGCACAACACAGUCGCAGAUCAGUACUCACUGCUGGAAUCCUUGCAUCAGAUCACCGAGAACCGCAACUUGCUGUUUGGACACAGCAACUCGGAGCAGGAGUUUGGCAUCUGUCUCUGCCACCUGCUGUUCAGCCUGACCGAUGAUCUCAGUGCUGGAGGCAUGUGCUUACACUGCCAAUCCACCGAGGUGAAUCGCACCACCCAGUGGCACGUCGACCCCAUGUACCCUGGGAGCCACUCUGAGGGGGAUUGUCAAGAACGUGAGAGCACCCAUGCUCAAGAAGGUCAACUACUAGUCCGCAAGGCUUCACGAAGAGUCUGGGAUGAACUCAUCGCAAGCAAAAAACAGUUCGUUGAGGAGAUCUUCAAAGUCACAUUGCCAAACUCCAAUGCUGGAACUAAGGGUGCUGUAUCAGUAGACCUUAAAAUUGCAAGAUCUUCCAUGGGUGAAACUGCUUCUAAGGUGUGGAACAGCUACAUCACAGCAGAGAAGAGGAACUCAGUACGUGAUCAACAAGUGUCCUCGCGGUUAUCAAGUAAAGUGAGCACCAGCUUCCAGCUCCUGUCCUCAAGUCGGAAGAGCAAGAGGGAGAGCGCAUCCUUCAAGUUCAACCUGCCGUCUAUCCAAGAGGCUAGCAUGUGGACGUUCACACACAUCUCCAUUGCCAGAGACCUAGUGGAGCUGCAGUUCAACCAACACCUAGAGAGCCAACAGCAUCUGCAACGGUACAUCACAGACGAGUGGUCCCAGAUGGAAAUGGAACUGACCAGGGAGAGGGGUCUCUGGGGCCCCCCGUGUGGCUCAGAGUUGGACAAGUGGAUCUUAGACAUGACUGAAGGACCUUGUAGGAUGAGGAAAAAGAUGUUGAGGAAUGACAUGUUCUACGUCAACUACCCGCAUCAGCAAGAGUAUGAUACCCUGGAAAAUCCGUCGAAAGGCCGCAAGCCAAUCAGUUUUGACAGCCGGAAGUUCUGGCUACGACAGAGAGGGCGGAGCUUGUUGGAUAGAGGGGAGGGGCCUGUGACAGAACCGGUGAUAGACACUGACAUAUUAAUGGAGGGGGUUGAGGAAGAAGCAGGCACUAGGGAAGGCCUGUGUCCGUCAUCCCUUGUGACCAAGCAAGGCAACUCCAGGCUAGACAAGGAGUGGGAAGACAGUGAGACCCCAGAUAUCGAAACCCCAGUGGACAAGCCAGAGGAAACCAAGACAGACAAUCAGAUGAUACUACGACUCAUGGAGGAAGGGGAAAAGAUUCGUCACAUGUUCCGCUGCGCCCGCAUCCAGGGCUUGGACACCAGUGAGGGGUUGUUGCUGUUCUGCAAGGAGCAUUUCUACGUUGUGGAUGGAUUCACGUUACUCAGCUCCCGUGAGAUCUGCGACAUUGAUGCCGUCCCUGCACAACAUCAGGAUCCGAUCAUUCCGAGAGCCUCGCGAGGUCAGAGAACCUACCAGAAGAGGACCUGCAGCAAGUUUGCCUACGAGGACAUCCGCGAGGUUCACAAGAGGCGAUACCUCCUGCAGCCGUCAGCCAUUGAAGUCUUCUCUGCUGAUGGCCGGAACUACCUGUUGGCAUUCCCUCGCAAGGUCAAGAACAAGGUUUAUGCCAGGUUUGUUGCCGAGGCACCCAGGCUUACAGACGACACGACGUCCGUGGCGGGACAGAAGAGGAACGUACAAGUGGAAGGAGGGAGUAGCUUCUUAGGACUUGGCAAUCUUAUUGGAGAAACGACCGUCACACAGCGUUGGGAGCGAGGAGAGAUAUCCAACUUCAAGUAUCUCAUGGCACUGAAUACCAUAGCGGGUCGGAGCUAUAACGACCUCAUGCAGUACCCGGUGUUCCCGUGGAUACUUGCCGACUACGAUUCUGAGGAGCUGCGUCUGGACAAAUUCUCGACGUUUCGGGACCUCAGCAAGCCAAUGGGAGCACAGACAGAGGCCAGACUGCAACAGUUCAGGAAACGCUACGAUGAGUGGGAGGACCCAACAGCCUUUUCUCCCUCUUUAGCCGGAUCCGUCGGCGAAUUCCAAGGUGAGACCCCGCCCUAUUACUACGGCACCCACUACUCCUGCGCUAUGAUCGUAGCCUCCAUGAUGGUCAGAAUGGAGCCCUUCACCAAGCAUUUCCUCCGGUUACAGGGUGGCCAUUUUGACCUGGCUGACCGCAUGUUCCACAGCAUCAAGGACGCUUGGCUAUCGGCCUCUGAGCGUAACAUCGCAGACGUCAAGGAGCUCACCCCGGAAUUCUUCUAUCUGCCGGAGUUGCUGACCAAUCACAACAACUUUGACCUCGGUAUCAAGCAGAAUGGUGUUGAAUUGGGUGACAUCAUUUUACCGCCGUGGGCCAAGGGAGACCCAAGAGAAUUUAUCAGGAUGCAUCGCGAGGCAUUGGAAUGCGACUUUGUCAGCAUGCAUCUACACGAGUGGAUAGAUCUCAUCUUUGGCUACAAGCAGCAAGGCAAGGAAGCCGCCGAGGCCCACAACGUCUUCCACCAUCUCUUCUACGAGGGCAACGUCGAUAUCUACAGCAUCGACGAUCCGCUCAAGAAGAACGCCACCAUCGGGUUCAUCAAUAACUUUGGACAGAUACCGAAACAGUUGUUCAAGAGGCCGCAUCCCCAGAAGAAAGUGAGCAACAAGAUUGGCGAUUCCAGCGGCAAUGUCAUUCCCAUCCGGCGAUUGUUCUUCAACAACCUGGACACGCUCAGACCAUCACUGCAGCCUCUCAAAGAAUUGAAGGGUCCUGUCGGCCAAAUCAUCCCCUCGGAUCGUAUCUUGCUGGCUGUAGAGCAGAACAAGGUCCUCAUUCCGCCCGUUUACAAUCGCUUCCUGGCUUUCGGUUACGCCGACCUCAGUCUGCGUAUUGGCAGUUACGACUCAGACAAGGCAACCACGGUGUUUGAGGGGACGCAGAGUGGGCAGAUACUGUGUGCUGCCUGCCCGAAUACCAGAAUGGUUAUCACUGGAGGGGCUAGUACGGUGGUGCAUGUAUGGCAGCUGGAGAUGCGAAAGGAGCGAACAAAGCAGCUGUACCUAAAACAGGCCCUGUACGGCCACAACGAUGCCGUCACCUGCCUAGCGGUCUCAACGGCAUACAACAUCAUCGUCAGCGGCUCCAAGGACCAAACCUGUCUCAUCUGGGAUCUCAAUCGGCUCAUGUUUGUCAGGCAGCUACGGGAUCUCGGAGCGCCGGUGUCUGCCGUCGCAAUCAACAACCUCACCGGCGACAUAGCCACCUGCGCGGGUGCAUUCCUGUACCUCUGGAGCAUCAACGGUGACCCGGUGGCUAGCGUCAAUACAUCGACGGGACGAGACCAGAGGAUACUCUGCUGUGCCAUAUCGGAGUUGGUUGAGUGGAACCCUCUUAAUGUCAUCAUGACAGGUUCCAGUGAUGGCGUUGUCAGGAUGUGGAGUGUCGAGUACGUACAGGUCCCUGACGUCUCCAACUCCAAGAGGUCCUCGACCUCAAACAUCCCGCAAGCAGUCGAAGCGUUGGCCCCCAAGGUCAAAGACGAAGACUGCACCUCCGAGAGCCAAUCAGAGGACAGCCAAAGCGUCAACAGUGCCCUCAUUGACGACAGCGAGGUCUCCACCCCGACCAAGGACAGCGUGGAUAAAGUCAUGUCGGACUCGAGCCCGGAUGACCUGAGUGAGGGCGCCCCAGAUUAUGGGACCUUGAAAGCCAAUCGGAACUCUAAGAUCAGCUUGGAAGAGAGUCGGGACUAUACCUCCCGGCCCACGCCCCCUUCCAGCCUCCCAGUGGACGGGAACUAUGUGGAUAACCAGCAGGGGCCGGGGAUAACGUUAACCCAGCCUGGUGACCUCCCGACGACCACGCCUGAUACCCUAGACUCCAGCAGUGACCAGACCAGCUUCACCACCGCUGAUGACAUGAGUGACAUCAUCAACGGUAACCAAGGGGAUGACACGGAUAGCAUCAGCAGCCGUCAUCUUGGCAACCAGGGCUUGAGGGUCGAGAACGAGGUGUCACCGCCCAGCCCCAUGCAGCGGGGGGAGUACGUCAUCUUGUCGGAGAGUGACUUUGACAAGUACGAAGAUGAGUACAGAGAGAGGGAGAAGAUGUCAGCUUCUCAUAGAAAUAAGCUCAAGCCAGGUUUCAAGUGGCAGAGACAGCUAGUAUUCCGCAGCAAGCUGACCAUGCACACUGCAUUUGAGCGCAAGGACAAUGCCCAGCCCGCUGCAGUCACCGCGCUGGCGAUCUCACGAGACCACAUGAAGGUGUUUGUCGGGGACGAGCGUGGCCGGGUCUUCAGCUGGUCAGUCGGUGACCCCCAGGGCAAACUGAUGACUGACCAUUGGGUCAAGGAUGAGAGCAGUGAUUCCUGCACGGCAUGCGGCACCAAGUUCAGCUUAACAGAGAGGAGACACCACUGCCGGAGCUGCGGCAAACUCUUCUGCUCCAAAUGCAGUCGGUUUGAAUCGGCCGUCCCGCGACUCCACAUCAACAAGCCCGUCCGUGUCUGCCAGGCCUGCUACAACACGCUCAGGCUUCCCAAAGAACCAGACUCGCUCUUUAGACUAUAAACGGACUGAAACAACAGCUGUCUCAGAAUCGACACCAAAUUUAGCCACGUUGAAUAUUUCUGCAGAUGAUCAGGGGUCCGAUUUCAUGGGACUGCUAAGCACGCAAGUUUGCUAAGCACAGAAAAUAUCUGCUUAGCAGAUAUUUUCAGCUUAACAGGUUACCGGCCAAAAUGUACUCGCUGUACAUUGCUGGCUACUGGUCCUCAGCAGAUUAUCACUUAGCACUUAAAUCUGCUAAGCAGUUUGGUAAAACUUUGGCCCUGAUGUUUAUUUGAAGCAGGUAUCUUACUAUUUUACUUAUAUUUAUCAGCGCACCAACUCGAUACAUGCUGAUUGAGAGUGAUAUAGUUCUUGAUGAAGCUUUGCUUCUACACUUCAGUGGUUCUGUGUUUGAACUUUUUGUAAUUUAUAAGGAAGAGUUGAAAAAAGGUUCUGAUUGCAGAAAAAAAGAGAUUUUCAGGCAGUAGAUGGGGGCCAACUCACUAAGGCAAAUUAAGCAAAUUAAACAUAAUGCAAAUGUUAAUGAUCGGAGUUAUCAGUGUACUGUCAUAAAGCUGUUGCAAAAAGCUCGAUUCAGAAAAGAUUCGAAAAGCUGUUUUGGAAAAUGCCUCAGACCAGAUGUUCCUACAUGUUUUUGAACCAUCUCCAGUUCUGCAAAGCUCACCCAUUUGAAAUUGCAGGCUACUUGUACUUGUGCUAAAAAAAUACAUCAGUGUGUCACAAGAGGGCAGUAUAUAAAGAGUGCGUCUGAUGUUUCCGUCAUGCAGCUGUAGUUUGACAAAUUGCGAAAUGAAGGAGUCUAUUUCUUCAAUCUGGGGUUCUUAAGCAGUCAAUGGUACCUUACAGUCGGGUCCCUGUACAUACCUUUUUGAGGUCAGCAGUGUGAACUUUGACCUCCAACCUUUAACCCCUUGACAUCCACGUCAAAAUGUUCAUCUUUGGUAUUUGUUGAAAACUUGUUAAACAAAAUAAUGUAUGCGCAAUGGCUGUAUACAAAAAAAGGUGCCAUGUUUGUAGAAGGGCUACGAAACUGUCCUUUUGUAUAUAGCUGUGUAGCAGUGGUAUAUAUUAAAAAUAAAAUUGUAUAUAUCUAUUAUUGUAAAUAUGAAUAGUAAGAAAUAUGAAAGUUUCAUGCAAAAAAAAAAGACCAAUGUAAGCGUUCCGUCGGUUCUUGCCAAACGAGGAAGUACGGUUCCUCUGGGUUAUACAUAUAUGCGAGCUGUAAAAUAAUUGGUUGUGAUUGGUGGACACCGGGUCACAUGGUUUCUGGUCCCUGUGAUGCGAAUGUCUUGCAAUAUAACAAGUUUAAUUGAAAACAAAGAGUAUUGCUGGCAAAAUUGUGCGAAAUUGUUGUGUCGGUUUUGAAGAUUUUACGCCAAAAGUUUGGUGCAAAUGAAGGUGGUUUCCUUAUCAGGCUUUCAAUUUCAUGUCGGUUCCCAAGUUCGGAGAUACCCAGAUAUUUAUCCUCUUUUUAGGAAAGCCCCUAGAUAUGUUGAGAGAUUCCAGCCUGUAAUCUUAUAUUUUGGGCAGAAUGUUUAUAUCAAUAUAACGUCAAUAGUAAUUUGAAAACCAAGUUAUACUUUUGUAUAACUUUGAUUAUAUGGCUUGUUGUUCGUCACUGCAAGUAUACAAACGUGACCAAUAUAUUAUGAGGUGCAGCUUUUUAAAAAUAUACCACGAUCAGAAUAUCACAUAGUUGUCACCCAUGUGUAAAGCAUACUCUCUGAAUAACAGAGAAAGUGUUAUAAACCACCAUUAUGGCGCCCUCAUCUGGCAGAGAUGAACCAGUGUACAGUACUGCUAAAUAUUCAUGUGCAAUGUUACUUAAUGGUAUGGUAAUCAAGUGAUUAAUAUUCAUGUAUGCAAAGAUGUAUAUUAUUCCCUUCUAUAGAUUUUUGUUUUGGAUUUUUUGACUUUAUUUCAUUUUAUACUGGCUGAAAUGGGUUAUCAGAGUCGGUAUCAAAUAACUGUAAAAAAAAAAAAA
Molecule: messenger RNA, 12144 nt
Organism: Patiria miniata (bat star)
Lineage: Eukaryota; Metazoa; Echinodermata; Asteroidea; Valvatida; Asterinidae
Gene: wdfy3
Product: WD repeat and FYVE domain-containing protein 3-like
Exons: 65
Coding region: 27-10160 (3377 amino acids)
Molecular function (GO): protein binding; metal ion binding
Source: RefSeq, a predicted model, not a curated record